This is a messenger RNA of Ictidomys tridecemlineatus (thirteen-lined ground squirrel), 5852 nucleotides long. The record is from RefSeq and is a predicted model, not a curated record. Lineage: Eukaryota; Metazoa; Chordata; Mammalia; Rodentia; Sciuridae.
UGACACUGAAGUAUACUGAUUUUAAGUCCUUUGGUUACUAACCAGGGAGUGGGAUAGCUAAGUCAAAUGGUGGUUCCAUUCCAAGUUGUCUGAGGAAUCUCCAUACUGCUUUCUAUGACAGUCACAACACUCACAGUUUGCAGUUUGCAGUUCCACCAGCAAUGCGUGAGUGUAACUUACGCCCAACAUCCUCGCCAACAUUUAUUGUUACUUGUAUUCUUAAUAUUUGCCAUUGUGACUGGAGUGAGAUAAAAUCUUAGUUUUGAAAAAAUGAAUUUUAUAACUAAUGAAUUUGGGGAGGCAACUAGCAGUCUCUGUUAUCAGGCAAACCACAGGACAAUGGGCAGCCAUUGAAAGAAAAUAGUGAGAUUCAUUAAUAUUGACGUGGUAUUAAUAUUAAUAUUCAUUAAUAUGGAAUUCAGUUAAAAAAGAACAAAUGAUCUUAAUAGAUACUUCUCAAAAGAAGACAUGUAAAUGGUCCAAACUGUGCUCAACAACAUGAUCCAUCAGAAAAAUGCAAAUAAAAAUUAUAACACAACCUCCUCUCAGAAUGGCUACAUCCAAAAACAAAGAAAAAAAGAAAGAAAGAAAGAAAGAAAUGCUGGCAAGUUUGUUGAGGAAAAUCGAACUCUUAUUCACUGUGAUGGAAAUGUAAAUUAGAAUAGCUACUAUAGAAAACAGUAUGGCAUUUCAUCCAAACACUAAAACUAGAUCUACCAUAUGAUUUAGUUGUCCCAUUCCGGGGUAUAUAUCCAAAGGAAAUGAAAUAGACAUACCAAAAAGUUAUGUGCAUACUCAUGAUUAUUGCAGCAACACGCAUAGUGGCUAACAUGUGGAAUUAGCCUAUUUGACAAUCAGUAGAAGAAAGGAUGGGAAAAUGUGCUACACAUACAAUGGAGUAUUGUUCAACCAUAAAUAAGAAUGGGAUCCUGUCAUUUGCAGUGAAAUGGAAGGAACUGGAGGAAGUCACAUGGAGCAAAACAAGCUCAGGUAUAGAAAGACAAGUAAUGCAUAUUCUCUUUCACAGGUGGAAAGUAAAAUACGUUAACAUGAAGGUAAAAUACUGAUUAGUAGAGGUUGGGAAUGGUGUGUGUGUGGGGGAAGGGGCUGAAUGGAGCUUGGAUAGUCAGGGCAUGCUGUUUGCAUUUGUGAUAGUAUCAUACUGAACUUCAUUAAUAUGUAUUAUUAAUACAGGUUAAUACAACUUUUAAAACCAGAGAUUAUUUCUAGGUAACAAAUUACUGCAUUGUUGGGAGCUGCCCUGGAUGCAGAUGCCUUUAAGUCCUAAUGCAUAGGUUCUGAACAAUUACUGCACUCAGUCUGGCAGGGUAGCACCAGGUCAAAGUAAUGUGGGUGUUACUCCAGUUUGGAUGACAGGGCGUGCCCCAGGAGUAGGCAUCAUCUGUCACCCCUGGGGGUUGAGUUAUACUCACCUGUUCCUUUGUAAUCCUACCCCUUUGCCCUUUUGAAGAUAGAAUGCAUGGACCCUCCCCUUGUGUGUCCCCCAUAUAAGAAUGAAAAAUUCCAGUAGCUCUCUCUCUUUCCACGGAUCCUUAAGGUCGAGAGCCAUCUUGGAUUUUGAAAAGGUACUUCUGUGUGUCUGUGUGCUUUCUUUUUCAGUUUUCUUAAGUUAUUGGAAUAGUCAGAUUUUGUGAACCCAGCAUUAGGUCGCCAGCUAGGAUAGAUGGUGAUACUGCAUCUCCCUGGUUUCAGAAGAAAGUUGUGGAAGUUGUAAUAGCCAAAAAGUAUCUGACUCUACCUACCUUUGGAAAAAAAAAUAUUUCCAUAAGUCCAGAUAGCCAUAACUGGAUCUGAGGCUAUGCAGCUAGGAAUUAUUGAUUAAAAAAAAACCAACAAAACAAAGCAAAACAAGAACAACCAAACCAAAUAAAAACAAAAACAACCCACAUUCUUGUCUUUAAAUAUGAGAGAAUUUUGCACUAAAAGUUUGACAUGCAGAUAAAUUUAAUAGAACUCUUCAAGUUUUUAAAUGGAGCUUGUAAAUUUGGAGAAUGAAGUUAGGUGUUGUACCAUGAUCCACACAACUGCUUUUCUUUUCACGUCUCUGCCCACGGUUUCCUUCCCAUCCACUAUUUGGGCUAUUUCGAACUUUUAUUUAAUCACUUAGUCCUCCAUUUGUUACACAGAUAAAUUUUCUGUGUUCUUUCGAACUGUUUUGGGACAUUCCUUAUAGUAAGGUAGGUGGGUUAGGGCGAUCUCCGGGAUCCCAGCUCAGAGUGAGGGGCAGAUGCUUGUUCUCUAGGGACACAGGUGCAUGGGAGGAAGGGAAGUAUUCAUGUGGUCAGAUGGGAGGAAGUGGAGCCAGAGAUAUGAUCCUUACGUGUGCUGUCCCUCCAGCUGAUUGACAAGAGCACACAGCAAGAGACACACACAGGAAUGUUUCUAUAAUGACAGGCUCUGCAGGUGCUGGGAGAAAGGUUUGCAAAGCAAGUUAGUGAGCAAGGGGUGCAGGUGGGGCUGGCCUAGUUCUCCUGCCUUUGCUCACAGUCUGGGAGGCUCAGAAGACUCCCCUGAGAAAUUGACCUCAGAGCCUGAGGUCAGAGUGGUUAUAACAGGAAGCUGGUGAGGGGAGCAGAGGGGACCAAGUUCCCCAAACUGAGUGAACUCUUUGUGCAGAGGCUUUUGGCAGGAAGAUGCUGUGCAUAGGAGAAAAACUGAAAGCGUAUCAUCAUGAAGUGAGACUGAGGUGCAAGAUGAUAUGUUCAAAGGUUGAGCAGGGGAGGGCCACGUGCUCUUGUGGGCCAUGCCAUUGAGUUUUGCUCUCCUACCUAAGACAGCUGUUUCCAGGCACUCGGCAAAACAUUAGGGUGGUGAUGAAGGUGGAAGGUGGAGAAAGAGAGCCAUUUAAGAGCUAUGUAAAGUGGAGCCUCGCUGGUAGUGGGUGGGUCAAAAGAUGGGGGAGAGGGGUGUCAGGAUGUGCUGAGGCUCUGACUGAUUAAAGAAGGGAUCACUGUCCAGGGGAUCAGGACUCCAAGCCACUGUGUCUGUCACAAUUUCUUGUUUUCAUUGUGAGAGGUGGGUAUUUGUCCCUCGGGGUUCACAGACACAUUUGAAUCUUAUGUCUUGUCUUUAGAACAGAGGCUCAUAUUAGGAGAGGGAGGGAGCAGGAAGGCAGGACAGGAAGCCAAGUAGGUGGAGAAGGACAGGCAGGAGGGGUGAGGGGCGGAGGGCAAUGCAGGGGUACUGGCAUGACCAGGAAUAUUGCUGUUUGGGUUUCAGAGCAUUGUGAUCAAGUGAUCUUUAUACUGCACUAUAAUUGGUUUCUUAUCUUUAUACUGCACUAUAAUUCAUUAAGUGUGUGAUAUCGUGUCUCUAAAAUGUACACCGAUUAAUUGAAAUUACUUCAUUGCUUAAAACUACUUAUGAUCAUGGGAGCUGGUGGAAAAAAGGGGCUGAUUGAUCUGUGCAAGCUUGCCAUAAAUGUUAUCUGGGAAACACAAUAAAGUGACAUGCAAAAAAAAAAAAAUGACAUGGGAUAUGUGUACUCGGAAGAAUCUUAUUCAACCUAAUGCAGUUCCCUCGAUCUACUCUCACAAGGAUGCGGGUCUGAGGAGGGGCCCCAAAAGAAAGUGACGCAGAUCCUGAGGUUCCUUGAUGUCAAGGCAAAAUAGAGUUGAAGGACGGGUUGAAGGGAGGCACAGAUUGACUUUAUUUAAUUUUAAUUUAAUUUUUUUUUUUUUAGUUUUCAGUGCACAUAACAUCUUUAUUUUAUUUUUAUGUGGUGCUGAGGAUCGAACCCAGCACUCCGCGCAUGCCAGGUGAGCGCGUUACCGCUUGAGCCACACCCCCAGCCCUUGAUUUUAUUUUGAGAAAGAAAGCAGUACACGCUCUGACAGGGUAGAGUAUAGGUGCUGGUGAAGAAUGUGCUAGCUACAUCUCAGCCAGGAGUAUUUACAUAUGAAACAUCUGUAGUACAGGGACAUGAUCUAAGAGGGUGGUUUCCUCCUGCUUUGUGACAGUAAGUGGAAGGAUUAACAAUUACCCAGUAGGCGUCAUUUUCUUUUCUGAUUUAUUUUUGAAGAAAAAUCGCUUUUUGCAAUCCCCCCCGGGGAGGGGGCGUUCAUUGUUCUGCAUGUGAACUUGAAUAUUACUACACUGGUGUAACAUUGAGGGUUUGAUGCAGAGUAUGACAUAUAGAUGACAUAAUCAACUCUCAGUGUAUGAGUUGUAAGAAUAUCUACUUGUUGAGCAAAGGCAUUUCUCAGAUCCGUUUUUUUCUUGUGGGUCCAGGUCAGGAAAGAAGUUAUUUAAGGAGCUGUGGGUGAGGACUAACAACUGCUGGGACAGUGCUGUUUCUAAUCAGAGUAUGUGAAAGAGACUUUGAAAUCUGCACUUUUAAUCCAGGGUGAAAGUGGACUUUAAAUCUGAACCUUAAAUCCAGGCCACUCUUGAUUUUUAUCCCCUGUCUCCUUUGUACCUAUCCUAUGUCUUUUAUCCUACCUCAGGACACUGAGAAAAUUGGUUUUAAUGUGGUAGUUUAUGGACAAUGUAAUAGAUUCAGUUGUAGAUUUUUUUUUAAAGACUUAAAAGUGUAAAACAAAUAAAAAUCACCCGGAGUCUCUCCACCUGGCGAUCCUCACCACUAAACCAAAUUCUUUCAUAUAUAUAUAUAUUGGCACUAUGGCAGUCGUAACACAGAUACACCUAAUGUCCUCUUUUAACAGUUAGAUAACAGUUGCAAAGUGUCGCAUGUGCUGUUUCCUAUUCCUUUUGCAUUGGGACAGAUCCUGAGAAAGUGAGUUGAUUGUGAAACCCAGUGAAGUGAGCCACAGCUUGGGGACUCCUUGCAGAUGGAACCGCUAGCGGCGAGGGGGACAGUCCAGCAGAAGAGUAAAACGCACCCCAGCAGGAGCUGGGCGACUGCCUGAGCUGCGCCUGGGACUUGCCUGGGGUCCCCUCCAAAAGCAGAGCACUGGAGGCUGCUGGGGGCGGGGCGUGCAGGGCAGCGCCACGGGAAGGGCGGAGCCCGCAAGGUCCCAGACUCUGCGGCAUGGGGUGCAUGUGGUUCCUGCUGUUGUGGGUGCUCCCGCAGGCGUGGGGAAGCUCUGAGGAUCCCACGGAGCUGCAGCUGUCUGGUGGCUGUGAGGUGCACCCUGGGAACGACUCAGAACACUUUCUCCAUGUAGCACACCAAGGAGAACAUAUCCUGAGUUUCCAGGGAACUGCUUGGGAGCCUGCCCCACAGGCCCCCCAGUGGGUAGAUUUGGUCAUCAAAGUGCUCAACCAGAACCAAGGGACAAAGGAAACAGUGCAGUGGCUCCUCAAUGACAUCUGCCCCCAAUUUGUGAAUGGCCUCCUAGAGACAGGGAAGUCAGAACUGGAGAAGCAAGUGAAGCCUGAGGCCUGGCUGUCCAGUGGCUCCAGUCCUGGACCUGGCCGUCUGCUGCUGGUGUGCCACGUGUCUGGUUUCUACCCAAAGCCCGUGUGGGUGAUGUGGAUUCGAGGGGAACAGGAGCAGCUGGGCACUCAGAGAGGUGACAUCCUGCCCAAUGGUGAUGGGACGUGGUAUCUCAGAGCAACCCUGGAUGUGGCAGCUGGGGAGGCGGCUGGCCUGGCCUGCAGGGUGAAGCACAGCAGCCUAGGAGGGCAGGACCUCGUCCUCUACUGGGGUGCACCUCCUAGAGCCCUGGGCUGGAUCCUCUUGGCUGUGACAGUGGCCCUGGCUCUUCUGACAGGUCUUGGAUUUUGGUUUAGGAAACGCUGGACACACUGUGAAGCUCCCUGCAGUGCUGUCCCUUUGAAGUGAGGACCCAGCUACCCAGGUGCCCAGUCUACACCUGGACACCACGUGGUGAUGACAUCACUUCAACUGUCCUUGUGAAACCUUUGUA